This is a messenger RNA of Tachysurus vachellii, 816 nucleotides long. RefSeq names its product C-reactive protein-like. The record is from RefSeq and is a predicted model, not a curated record. Bases 2 to 685 code for a protein of 227 amino acids. Lineage: Eukaryota; Metazoa; Chordata; Actinopteri; Siluriformes; Bagridae. The transcript has 2 exons.
UAUGAAAGUUCACAGCAAGAUGAAUUCAGGAGUCAUCGCCCUGCUGUUGCUCCUGUCUCUGGCAUUAGCCAAUUGUGGUAAUGUGCUGCUGUUCCCUCAGGAGACUGACACGGCCUAUGUGCAGCUCACCCCAAAGAAACCUCUGAAUUUACAGGCCUUCACUCUUUGCAUGCGUGUUGCCUCUGAACUCACUAACAACCGUGAGACCAUCCUGUUCGCUUACCGUACUAGUCAAGCUGACGAGCUCAACGUGUGGCAGGAGAAAGGAUACUUGCUUUACCUGAGAAGCAGUGGUGAGGGUGUUAUGUUUAAACUACCGCCACUGUCUGUUGUCCCCAUUCACCUGUGUGUCACCUGGGAGUCGAGAACCGGAGCCACCGCGUUUUGGGUGAACGCACGACGCACCAUGCUGAAAAUCUACAGACGUGGGUUUAGUGUAAGUAUUGGUGGAGCUAUUAUACUUGGACAGGAUCCUGACUUGUAUCUGGGCAGCUUUGACAAAGGUCAGAGCUUUGUGGGUGAAAUUACAGACGUACACAUGUGGGACAGUGUCCUGGGUGGAGGUCAGAUUAAGCAGCUGUAUGAGGAUCAGUGUCAGGCUCCCAGGGGAAAUGUCCUGGACUGGAAUUCUCUCCAGUAUAAAAUCAAUGGGAAUGUUGUUCAGGUGACUGGGCCAGAAGCCUAGCUUUAAAAGUCACUUUGUCUGAUAUCUGCUUCUACUUUUCUCUUUGUUUAUUUCCAUUUCCAAUCAUAUAUGUAAUUAUUAAUACUGACGAAUCAAUGUCUGUAAUUAUUUUUAGAAUAAUAUUCAUUAUC